This is a messenger RNA of Grosmannia clavigera kw1407, 258 nucleotides long. RefSeq lists its product as uncharacterized. The record is from RefSeq and is a predicted model, not a curated record. Lineage: Eukaryota; Fungi; Ascomycota; Sordariomycetes; Ophiostomatales; Ophiostomataceae. The transcript is spliced from 3 exons. The coding region runs from base 1 to 258 and encodes 85 amino acids.
AUGAGUUCCUCGGCAACUCCAACCCCACGUGAGCAGAGGUCCGAUUCGACCACUUCGGCGACAUCUGCUGCCUCAUCCACCGGUAGAAGGCCCUCGACGGGCAUGUUCUCCUCUCUACAGCAGCUGAAAGAUGAUCCGACCAACCUGGCUCGCCGCAAGAGUAUGCAUGACCAACGCCCGGUGCCGGGUAUGAUUGGACGGUGGUGGAACAACUAUGUAUACGGCAUCAAUUCUCCCAACAAUCCGCCCAACAAGUAA